Molecule: messenger RNA, 1485 nt
Organism: Rhagoletis zephyria (snowberry fruit fly)
Lineage: Eukaryota; Metazoa; Arthropoda; Insecta; Diptera; Tephritidae
Product: S-formylglutathione hydrolase-like
Biological process (GO): formaldehyde catabolic process
Cellular component (GO): cytosol
Molecular function (GO): S-formylglutathione hydrolase activity
Source: RefSeq, a predicted model, not a curated record
GCAACACAGUUAAAGUAUCAUCUGAUUCAUUUUGCGAAUAGUUCAUUUAGCCGGCGAUUGAGAUAAUUUAUGAAUCUAAUUAGAUUUUUAAAGGUACAAGUGUCCAAAAUGUCUCUGAAAUUGCUAUCCAGUGUUAAAUGUUUCGGUGGAGAGCAGCGUGUUUAUUCUCACGCCUCGGAAGUGCUGGGCUGCGAAAUGAAGUUUGGUGUCUACAUGCCACCCACUGCCGUUGAAGAUCAUGACGAAUGCCCGGUUUUAUACUUCUUGAGUGGUCUUACUUGCACCCAAGAUAACUUUAUACAAAAGUCUGGCUUUCAGCAACAUGCAUCGAAACAUGGCAUUGUAGUUGUCAAUCCUGACACAUCUCCCCGUGGAUUAAAUGUUCCUGGUGAGGAUGAUCAUUGGGAUUUUGGCAGUGGUGCUGGUUUCUAUGUCGACGCAACUGAGGCGCCGUGGUCUAAAAAUUACAAGAUGUACACAUACGUGACACAAGAAUUAGUGGAACUAGUGAACACCAACUUGCCGGUGCUGCCCAAUAAACGUGGUAUUUUUGGCCACAGCAUGGGCGGCCAUGGUGCAUUGAUAUGUGCGUUAAAGAAUCCUGGUAUUUAUCAAUCUGUGUCUGCUUUCGCGCCCAUCUCGAACCCCGUUCAAUGCCCGUGGGGUAAGAAAGCAUUCUCUGGCUAUUUAGGUGCCAAUGAGGAGUCAUGGAAGGCGUGGGAUGCGACCGAAUUAGCAACAGUAUAUGCUGGUACACCAUUAGAAAUUCUAGUAGAUCAAGGUUCAGAGGAUAAUUUUUAUAAAGAGAAGCAAUUGCUGCCAGAGAAUCUUUUGAAUGCCGGUGCUGAAAAUAGACACUUGCAAUUAGUUUAUAAGCAACGCGAGGGUUACGACCACAGCUACUUUUUCAUUGCCACGUUCAUUGGAGAGCAUUUUGAUCAUCACGCCAGAUUCUUAAAAGCUUAGACGGAAGUAGCCUGCUAAGGAAUAUGUAUAUCUUCACGUAGUACAUUCUACUUAUUACAUGGCUUUAAAUAAAGCAUUUAUUGAAAUAUCUACGAUGUGCGAUUACGGCAAAAUUGUUUAUAUGUAGAAUGUUUGAAUAAAAAGUUUUUUAAAUUUUUAUUUACAUACAUAUGUUCAUACCACAUAAUUUUUAUAGAUACGGAUUAAAAAAACUUUUUGUUUAUAAAAGUAUUCCUUUGAUAAUUAAAUUAGGAUAUCAACAAAGGUUAUUGGAUUACACGUAUACAUACCGUCGUUUAAAGUACAAAACCGCGUAUCAAGAAAAUGCAUAGCCACGUACGUGAGGUUGCCAAGAUUUUGUAGGAGAGAGUUAAGCUAGUCCUAUUUGAAAACGGUUCACUCUUUUAUCCCUAAUUAUCUGUUCUUAUGUCUAAGUAUCGAUAUUUAAGAGUAUAAAUGGAUAAGAGUUUGAUGCCAAGAGCUUCCGAUGAGCAAAUAUCUUUUUUUUACACAAAAAUC